UGAUUGGUCAUUGGGAACAGUGGUGAUCAGUGAUUGGUCAUUGGGAUCAGUGGUGAUCAGUGAUUGGUUGCAGGUGUACCUGCUCUCUCAGCAGCUGUGAUGUGAGCUGGAGAGCAGUAUGGAGCUCAGGACAAUCACUAACUUCUGUUCAGAAAGUCGCUAGAUUUCUCGCUCGGCUCUUUUUUCUUUUAUUAAAGUCGCUAAAGGGGUUUAAAAAGUCGCCAAAUCUAGCGAUAAAGUCUCUGAGCUGGAGACUCCGAGUCCUGGUCCAGCGCUGCAUGUGACUCUCCGCCCUUCCAUUAGGUGGCAGUAAUGAUCAUCACACGAAGCCACCUUUACAAAGCAGAAGAAAAACGUGGUGUUGUGUGGAUUCGGUCUGAAUAAAGCAACCGAACUGCUGCUUCAUGUAGAUUUUAUGUAGUAGCACUUUACACUCUGUUACAGGGAUUGCUGCUGCUGCGUAAUCCACAACUGAGAUUCACUUUUGGCAAAUGAAGGAAAAUAAGGAGAACACCACUCCUGCUGUUCACGUCACCAAUCUGGACCACAUUAAGCCAUGCUGGUACUGGGACAAGAAGGACCUGGCACACACUCCGUCCCAGUCCGAGGGCCUGGACCCGGCCACGGAGGCCCGGUACCGCCGAGAGGGAGCCCGCUUCAUCUUUGACGUAGGAACUCGACUCGGGCUACAUUAUGAUACCUUGGCUACUGGGAUUAUAUACUUCCACCGGUUCUACAUGUUUCAUUCUUUUAAACAAUUUCCAAGAUAUGUGACAGGAGCCUGCUGUCUGUUUUUGGCUGGAAAGGUUGAAGAGACUCCAAAGAAGUGUAAAGACAUAAUCAAAACAGCUCGCAGCCUGCUUAACGACGUGCAGUUUGCCCAGUUUGGGGAUGAUCCGAAGGAAGAAGUUAUGGUGUUGGAGAGAAUAUUGCUCCAGACAAUCAAGUUUGAUUUGCAAGUGGAGCAUCCAUAUCAGUUUCUUCUGCGUUAUGCCAAACAACUGAAAGGCGAUAAAAAUAAAGUGCAGAAGUUGGUGCAGAUGGCCUGGACGUUUGUGAAUGAUAGCCUCUGCACCAUGCUUUCGCUCCAGUGGGAGCCAGAGAUCAUAGCUGUCGCAGUCAUGUACUUGGCUGGUCGCCUGUGUAAGUUUGAUAUCCAGGAGUGGACGUCCAAACAGUCGUCUCGCCGUUGGUGGGAGCAGUUUGUACAAGACGUCCCUGUGGAGCUGUUGGAAGACAUCUGCCACCAAAUCCUGGACUUGUACUCUCAGGGCAAGCAGCCCAUUCCACAGCAGCCCCAAAUGCAGGAGAAAGACAAGCCACAGCCUUCUCCUACAGGCCUGCUCAGUCAACCAGGAGGAAACUCUGCAGCACUGCCACCAUCCAAGAAGAACUCUCCUCAGGCCAGCCCGCCACGGCAACUAAAACGGCAACACCCUUCUCCAAAAGAAGAGCCAAAAGUUGCCACAGAGCAAGUUGGUUCUAAAAUACCAAGACUGGAGAGCCCAAUGCCUCCGCUGCCCGUUAACCAGCCUCCUGAUCGCAAACCCCCACCCUCAGCCCCUGCCCCUCCCACAGAAGUAGACCCAGCAGCCUCUGCUGAUUCAGACUUACCAAAGGCUCCACCUCCACCCCACGGAGCUCCGCCCCCUCUGCCUCACCGUCCGCCUCCUCCUCCACCCUCUAGCUACAUAAUGGGCAUGUCCACAACCAGCUCCUACAUGUCCAGUGAGGGCUAUCAGAGCCUGCAGUCUAUGAUGAAGACAGAUGCACCAUCCUACCCUCAUUUGCCACCUUCUUACGGGAUGCCUUACCACCCACAUGUUUACCCGCCUCCCAGUGCCCCUCCGCCAGGCCCACCACCACCCGCAUCUUACCCUCCUCCCAAUCUUCCUCCACCCACUCCAGCCUACCCACCACCAGGCUACAACCACAGCUACCCACCACCUCCACCACCGCGCAUGCCACCCCCGGGCAUGGCUUUACCUGCCGGGUAUCCGCCUCCACCUGUCCCUCCAGGUCAGCCGCAAGUACCCAUGCCACCUGUCAUGCCACCAGUGGCAAGCAUGAACCGUGGAGCCUGGAUGAGAUGAAAAAAAGCAAAGGAAAGUGUCACAGGCCAUAUGGAUAGAUGAUGGGCAUGUGUUUAGAAUGGUCUAGUUCUGAAUAACAUUUUUCCAAACUUGUGCUGUCUCAGGAAGAUAGAUCCGAACAAUCUUUUCGCACUGUUGUCAGUUUGACCUUUAAUUAGAUAUAAAUCCAUGGUCAUGUUUUUGUAUAUAUUUUGUCCAGACUCACUCACUUUAGAAGGCAGGGUUGCACACACAGCUUUUUGUAUGGCCAUAUAUCAAAUUAACUCUCAUAAUAGUCUGUAAGACUGGCGUCUCAUUCAGGGUGUGUCCCUGCCACGCCCCCCGGGAUAGGCUCUGAAUCCACUGUGAUCCAAAAUAUAAUAAUGCAGUUAUUGAAGGUGAAUGAAUAGUCCAUAAAAUUGAUUAGAUUAGCGUUAAAGGGCAGCUUCAGCAGUCCACCAGAGUGCAGCGUGUGUACUUGUAUCAGUGUAUCAGGAUUUGUAGGAUAUAACCUGAGUGGUGUGAUUCUGGCUCUUACUACUGACAAUAAUUUUGACAGCAUCAGACCUGACCAAGAUUGUGAUUAUUUCUUUGAAGAAAAUGUUUCUUGUUCAGAAUCAUACAUCCAUUCCAUACAACCCUGUGAAACCUUUUCAGACCCUUGGACCUUUUGAGAACUUCAGCUCUUUUUGAAACCCUUGUGUGCUAUUUUGUGCCUAUACUGCGCUAACAUUAGCUACCGUCAAAUGUGUCCAAUUCACAGAACCAUUGACACAGUAUGAGUGUAUUGUGUAAAUACUUUUCAUGACUAAUCUUAACUUAGCUGAUAAAUCUGCAGUGCAUGUAUACAGCAGCUUUGGGAUUUAUUUGGCAUUUGGUGUAAUAAAAGUCUUUUUCCUCCCCAGA
Molecule: messenger RNA, 2978 nt
Organism: Pangasianodon hypophthalmus (striped catfish)
Lineage: Eukaryota; Metazoa; Chordata; Actinopteri; Siluriformes; Pangasiidae
Gene: ccnk
Product: cyclin K
Biological process (GO): positive regulation of DNA-templated transcription, elongation; regulation of transcription by RNA polymerase II
Cellular component (GO): cyclin/CDK positive transcription elongation factor complex; nucleus
Molecular function (GO): cyclin-dependent protein serine/threonine kinase activator activity
Source: RefSeq, a predicted model, not a curated record